AUGGAGAAUAAAGAGUGCAAGAGGUCAGAGGUCAGUGGGAAUGACCUCACCCUCAUAGACCUGGAUGACCACAUCAAUGAAGCUGAUGUUAUGAAGGAAGUCAGAUCCCAUAAAGAUCACAGAGAGGCUGAGAGACUGACCAAGUUGGACGAGGCUGUUCUAGAGACAGAUACCCCAACUCAGUCACAGGAGGUUGAAGGAGAGAGAUGCAGUGGUGACCUUCACUACCGUGACCCAAAGGAUGCAACCUCCCAGACCAGCCUCACCCUCAGCAGGGGAAAGAGAAGCUACCCAGACCUACACACCUUUGUGCAGGACAUGAAGGACGCAAUGAGCAGACAUGAGUUUAGUGCCAAGUGCAUGGAUAUUGUAGCAUGGGUGAUGGAGUCUACAUCCACUGUGGUUGUUCCCGCCCUUGACCUCACCAUGCAGAUAGAGCUCUCUGAUUCGCCAAGCUCUUCUGGAUCAGGAAGUAAUGAGGCAGGAGAGGUGACCUCUCUUGGCCGCAGCGUCAGAUUCAGCUGUAGUGGAGGACCCAGCAAGUGCACCAGCGCCAGAACCGCCUGCAGCACACGCACUCCCACGCCUUUCCCCUCCUCUCACAGGUCCAUGACCUCUUUGCUGAGUGAGAACGAAGAGCGAUAUGUCUCCUCACCUGAGGUUGGCGAUAGAGAGAUGAGACACAGACUACACUCAGCACCACUGAGAUCUGUGUUUGGAAUCUCUGAGGACUCUGUCUUCGACAUGGUCCAGAGCGGCCAGUCGCAGAGUGACAUCGUACUGCCGCCGAAACGAAGAUUUUUGGAUAACAGGAACCCGUCAAGGCCACAGAGUGCCUGCUCCCACAACUCAGCUAGUGGAGCAAUAGAUAAGAGAGCUCUUGCUGGGGACUUGGUCAGACAGGUGUCUGUCAAACUCAGCCCGUUUGUCUCUGAGAGUCAACUCUCCACCAUGUCCAUGACAGAUCUGUCAUCAUCUUUUUCUGACUCCACCUUGAAGCAGUUGUGUUCUCGCUCUGUUGUUGCUCUGGCAACUGCCUGUCAAGCAAUCAAAACAGAGCUCGAGAACCAGAGACCUACCAACCUGGCAGCCAGAGACCUACUAUCGUCUCUGGUAGAGACCAUUGAGGACAUGGAUAUCUCUGACAUCCUCCAGGGCCCGUCUGCCAUUUUGGAGGAGGCUGCUGUGAUAAAGCACCCAGAGAUGUCCACCUCGACAAUAUACAGAUCUCUGCUUCUCGACUCAUCUCUCGCCUCCUCUAAGAUGGUCACUGAGAGCAUUAUCUUCAACAACCCAUGCCCAUCAGAGGAGAAUGUGAGUAUUCAGAAGGAGCGCCCUGCUGAUAAAGUUGACAUCCUCCUUGGUCAGCCAGUGGAGGAGUAUAUUGUCAAAGCUGAGCAAUGCAUCACUCAGGUCAUUCAGGAUGCAGCUGUGACAUAUACUGCUGCGCUGGAUAAAACCGACACUUGUGGGAAACUGUCGGAAAUCCUAUCUGUCCAUGUUUCCUCAGAGAAUAUUGAGGAGGCAUCCUCUGAUCUCUUUGGUGGAAUUAUUUCCGACCUGCAUGAGGUAUAUGAGGUCAAUAAGGCCUCCAAGCGUACGAAACCAGGUCGCAAAAUGUUCUGGGUGGAAGAAUCUCCUGUACAGAAGACAGACAGUAAGACCCCUUCUAAGUCCUCAGCCCACCAGCUCACCCUCGACACCUGCACUAAAGGGGUAAUCAAACAGGUGAUCUCGGUGCUGAGGGUGGACACUUCAAAGGAAGACUGCUCCGCUUCCGUUGGGGAGAGCAAGACAAAUUCAUCCUUCGACUUCAACCAGAAGUUGGACUCGAUAAUUUCGAAAUUGGAGGACCUCACCAUUUUGAGUGAUGUGACGUCAGCCGAGAUUGCCACACUCAUGCGAUCUCUUAGUGCAGCCAGCAGAACCUCUAACAUUUCCAUCCAGAGCUUUUACAGUACUGAGUUCCGAGCUAAGGCCAAACACAUUGUGAGUGAGACCAUUCUCAGAGCUGCUAGCAAAGCCAACCAUUCUUUGCUACAGGGCAUGCCUAGCACCGCCUUCUCACACCAUGUGGUUUCUACAGCCGAAGAUAUAGUAAAUAUUAUCAUGCAAGACCUUGAAAGUGUAUCCCAGUACACUGUGGACGACGCAGACUCCUUCCCACUAGGAGAGAAAAAGCUGGAGUCCCAGCUCAAACCCAGAGUUGUCUUUGACAACUUAUUGGAUGCUGCUCAAACCAUGUACCACAGAGUAAAGGAUAGACUGAACAUCUUUUUCUCUUUUCCACCAGUGUCAGUCACCACAGCCAAAGAUGUGCUGGACUCCACCCCUGUGGAGACACUCAGACGCAUUAAGUCCCCUGACACUGCUCUUGUUGAGGACAGGAGCCGCCCUCCGUCUGUGAGAAGUGAGAAGCCUUUGUCAAAAGUCUGUUUGGCUAAAAGGUCUAAAGCCCUUGUGUCUUCAAGUGGCUCUUCAACAGACCACCAUGUAAUUGACACAUGCAGUGAGGAUGUCACUCUGCCCACCAGGAGUAUGUCAGUUGUGAGCAACAACAGUUUGAAGAGAGCCUCUCCUCUCCACGGCAGUGGUUUGAGUGAAAGUUGCAAACCUCUUGUGGCUCUAAAAGACGUAACAGUGGCAGUCAGCCAAGAAGGCUUUAGCAAAACUGCAAAGAAGAUGCUCAGCUUGAUCCUAAAUGUGAUCAAGUGUAGAGUGGCCAACUCUGAGAGUUCAUCUGUUGGGCAGAUUGCAAGUCAGGAGUGUCUGAUAGCCACUAACAUGUUAGACUCUUUACUGGAGAGCCUUGACCAGUUGCCUGACAUGAGCGCUGCCGAUGAGAUCACAAGGACAGAAUCCCAUACCUCUAUCGCAAUGGACGAGACAGGUUCAUGGUCAACGCUUGUGAGCCAACAAGAAAUAAACAUAUCUGACACCAAUAUCAUAGUGAAAACUAUAAUGGACACAUUGAAGACGGACGACCCAGAGAUGACUUCAGCAGAAGAAAAUCUGGAUAGGCUCCUGUCAGUUGAAGCCCUUCAAGGUGCGUCUGACAACCUGAUCGCAAAGGUCCACGGUCUCAUUCUGGAGAUAACCAUAAGCCGCCAGCUUCAAUCCAUGGCUGGCCACAGAAGCCUCUCUCCACCAGCGCUGCCUAAGCCAGCCCUGAGGAAGCUGUCAAAGGACGAUGCCUCAGAGCUCAUUUACAACUUUGCCCAGACUUCUGUUAGGAGACUCCUGGGGCAGUGUAUGGGAAGGCCUAUGCCACCCUCGGCUGAAAUGGUUUUGGAUCAGGUCAUCAAGUUGAUGACAGACGUGGUGAUGGACAGCCUGACUUAUGGGUCCAAGUCUGCAAUGGAGGAUGACACCAGCAAUGCCGCAAGUGACAUCAUUCAUGGUGUUGUAGCUGACCUUAAUGCUACUGAGGAAUUCCCUGCCAGGAGCCUUAGCCCGGCUGAUGUAAAGGCUGACGGCAUGGCCCGCCUUCCCUCUGCCAGAGGGGAAGAGACUAAGAAGAACAGGAAGUGGCAUUUCCUACCGAAAAUGCAUACGUUUCCAAAGAUCAUGAUUAAGCUGUUCAAGACAAAAGGGGAACCGAAGAGCCACCCUGAACUGGAUUGGCUGCCUACCAAACGUCUCAGAGAGACUCAUAUUUCACAGGAUGCUGAGUGUGAGGUUCCAGAGGUUCCAUCCACUUCCCCACCCAAGGAGGACCUGACAACCACACCGGCCCCUGCUCCCCAGGAGUCCCAGUCCCGUAAACGCCCUCUCAUAGUCAGGGUGUUACACGCUCUCUCCAGAGCCAUCUCCAAACCAUUCAGAGGAGCUUCUGGGAAGAAGAAUUAGCUAAAUGCCUGAUUUCAUUAAUAUUAUAUUUUAAUCAGAGCCUUUAUUUAAUAAAACAUUACUGCAUUGA
This is a messenger RNA of Coregonus clupeaformis (lake whitefish), 3919 nucleotides long. RefSeq lists its product as uncharacterized. Bases 1 to 3849 code for a protein of 1282 amino acids. NCBI's taxonomy places the organism in Eukaryota, Metazoa, Chordata, Actinopteri, Salmoniformes, Salmonidae. The record is from RefSeq and is a predicted model, not a curated record. The transcript is spliced from 12 exons.